AUGUUUUCCUUUUGCGUUGUAUUUUUUCUUCUCAUUACUUGGUCUUUCGUGGACUGUAACCCCAGUCCUGUGUUAGGAGAUGUAGUCGUGGACAGAUACUUCAUCCCCAAGGACUGCGCCAGAGAAGUGAAAAACGGAGAUUAUGUCCGCUAUCACUAUAACGCUACAUUUGUCGAUGGAAAAACUUUUGAUUCGAGCCAUCAGAGAGGAGCAGCUAAAGUCGGCCUGAUCGGGGAAGGUCGGCUCAUCGCUGGCGUCGACAAAGGUCUGCAGGGGAUGUGUGUGAAUGAGCGCAGGAAAAUCACCGUCCCACCACAGCUCGCUUACGGAAGCACCGGUGCAGGUGAUGUUGUUCCUCCAGACGCCACUAUCGUGUUUGACAUCCAUCUGCUGGAUCUGUGGAACAAAGCUGACCUGGUCGUCACCAAAUCCAUCACCACUCCCAAAGACUGCAAGCGGUCCGUGAUGCGCACCGACUUUGUGCGUUACCAUUUCAACGGCACUCUGCUAGACGGCACUGCCUUUGACUCCAGCUACACCAGGAAGCAGACACACAACACCUUAGUAGGUGAGGGUUGGAUGAUCAAGGGCAUGGAUGAGGGCCUGCUGGGCAUGUGUGUUGGGGAGGUCAGAAAAAUCGUCAUCCCACCUUUCAAAGCCUACGGAGAAAAGGGAUCAGGUACAGAGAUUCCUCCUCAGGCGACUCUGGUGUUUGACAUUCUGUUGGUGGACAUUCACAACCCAAAGGAUAACAUCACUGUUGAGAACCAGGUGGUGCCGGAGUCGUGCACUCGCAGGUCUGUGGCGGGGGAUUACAUUCGGUACCACUACAACGGCACCUUCCUAAAUGGAGUCACUUUCGAUACCAGCUACCAGAGGAACAGCACUUACAACACCUACAUAGGGAUGGGGUACAUAAUUCUGGGGAUGGAUCAGGGCCUGCUGGGAGUCUGCGUUGGGGAGAAGAGGAGGCUCACCAUUCCCCCACACCUGGCGUAUGGCGAGAAUGGCGCAGGUGACGUGAUCCCUCCUUCUGCUGUGCUCGUCUUUGACAUCCACGUGAUCGACUUCCACAAUCCCAACGACACAGUGGCUAUCCAGAUCACCUACAGACCUGAAGGGUGCAAUGACACCACAGAAGUGAAUGACCUCGUCCACUAUCACUAUAACUGCUCCCUUAUGGAUGGCACGCUGCUCUUUUCCUCACAUGAUUAUGAGAACCUUCAGGACGUGGUGCUGGGCUCAGACAAGGUGAUUGACGGGCUGGACCAGGGCCUGCAGGGCAUGUGUCUGGGAGAGAAGAGGGUGAUCACGGUGCCGCCUCACCUCGGCCACGGGGAAAGAGGAGCUGCUGGCGUGCCGAGCAGUGCCGUGUUGAUCUUUGACAUAGAGCUGGUGAGCUUUGAGAAGGGCGUGCCGCCCGGUUACCUGUUUGUGUGGCUCCAGGACACUCCGGCAGACCUGUUUGAAGCCUUGGACAUGAACAAGAACGCAGAGGUGCCACAGGAGGAGUUUGGGGAGUUCAUCAAGCUGCAGGUGGCAGAGGGCAAAGGUCGCAUAAAGCCUGGGCUGACCAUGGAGCAGGUCGUCACAGACAUGUUCCAAAACCAGGACCGAAAUAAAGAUGGCGUGAUCACAGCCAGCGAGCUGAAGCUUAAGGUGGAUGAGGAUCAAGAGCGGGAACAGGCAAGGCACGAGGAGUUGUGAUGAGGACAGAAUUGUUUGGUUCUCUCUCAGGGAUAAACCUCCAACACCUUUUAAAAACCCCCAACCCCCCCCAAAAGAAGAAAAAAAAGAAAGAAACAGGUAACAAGAGACUUUUUCCCCACACAGUCAUGGUUUAGUGGUUUCAUUUUUUCACACAAGAAAAAAAAGAGUAGAUCUUUUGUUGUUCUCCUUGUGUUACAAUUGUCUGUUUGAUUGCUGUAUUUCAGAAAAACAAGCACCUUUAUUUGUCCCUGAACAUCACAUUUAUUAAAAUGUUUGUAAGAAAAAGAAAAUGUUUUUUCUACAA
Messenger RNA from Archocentrus centrarchus (flier cichlid), 2014 nucleotides. It is a transcript of the gene fkbp10b, whose product is annotated as FKBP prolyl isomerase 10b. The record is from RefSeq and is a predicted model, not a curated record. NCBI's taxonomy places the organism in Eukaryota, Metazoa, Chordata, Actinopteri, Cichliformes, Cichlidae. Bases 1 to 1707 code for a protein of 568 amino acids. Gene Ontology annotation, cellular component: endoplasmic reticulum. Gene Ontology annotation, molecular function: peptidyl-prolyl cis-trans isomerase activity; calcium ion binding. The transcript has 10 exons.